Molecule: messenger RNA, 2913 nt
Organism: Cynara cardunculus var. scolymus (artichoke)
Lineage: Eukaryota; Viridiplantae; Streptophyta; Magnoliopsida; Asterales; Asteraceae
Product: protein PAT1 homolog 1-like
Exons: 5
Coding region: 247-2613 (788 amino acids)
Biological process (GO): deadenylation-dependent decapping of nuclear-transcribed mRNA; P-body assembly
Cellular component (GO): P-body
Molecular function (GO): RNA binding
Source: RefSeq, a predicted model, not a curated record
UCAAAAACACACUUUAUUGAGGCGCAAGGUGUGGUGUGGUAGAAGAACGUCAACUCCAGACGCAAUUUCAUUCAAUAAACAACAAUCGACAUGGCGCUCUAAUACGCGGUGGGAUUCCUACUUUCACUUAUUCAAUUCAAUCCAUUACGCAACACCACCGAAGAAAGGAAGUCGCAAUAAGGACACCCCUUUCUCCUUCCAAACCCUAAUAUUCGCCGUUACGAGUUUGGAGACCUUAUUGUGGUCAUGGAGAGAUCUGAUAGCAAAGACUUGAGUAGCAUCAAUACGCGUUCUUUCUCAGAUGGCAAACUCUUUGAUGCUUCACAAUAUGCUUUUUUUGGUCGACAUUCUAUGGACAAGGCUGAGUUUGGGUGUUUAGAAGAAGAUGAUGAUAAUCCUUCAACUGGAAUUGCUGAUGAUGAGUACCAUUUGUUUGACCGAGAAGAGGAACCAGGUGCAGGAUCCCAAUCAGAGUUAGAUGAUCUGUCAACUAUAUUUUCAAAGAUAAACAGAUCUGUUAGUGGACCUAGGCAUCCUGGAGUUAUUGGUGAUCGAGGAUCGGGAUCUAUUUCAAGAGAAAGUUCAUCUGCAUCUGACUGGGUACAGGAUAGAGAUCUACCGGAGUGGUUAGAUCAACAUAUCUCCGACACCGAAAGCUGUCAGGGAAGCAGGAGAUGGUCUUCACAGUCUCAUCUCACUGAUUCUAAGCCAUUGUACAGAGCGUCAUCAUACCCUCAGGAGCAGCACCAGUUCUUCGCUGAACCUGUACUGGUACCAAGCUCGUCUCUGCCUUCGUUUUCUCCUGGUGGCGGCCAUAAUAAUCUACCCUCACCACGGCAACGUUCACAUCUCAAUCUUUCAUCUGGCAUUGGUAGUCCCCAGAUGCCCUUUUCAGAGCCAAACCUCUCACCUUUAUCAAAUAGCUCCAAUCUGCUUUUAGGUGGCAUCCCUCAUGGAUCUCGUUAUAGUGGAAACCGAACCCAAAUAGUCCAUCCUGGCUUAACCCAAUACACUCAGCCACAAAACCAAUGGGAUAACCAUACUUUACAUGUGGAUCACGCUGGGCUAUUAACGAAUAGUUUUCAACAGAAGUUGCUUCAAAAUGGGUUCUUAUCCCCGCAUUUUAUGUUGCCACAUUCUCUACGACAGCCUUCGUUCAAUCCUUUUGCACUCCAGCCAUACUUAUAUGAUACCCUCCCUUCUCAUCCACUACAUUUAAGUAAAUAUGGAGUUGCUGAUGUUAGAGAUCAGAGAUCGUCACAAAAGAGUAAACAUAGUGCACGUCUUUCCCGUCAGGGCUCUGAUAGCAGCAAUCAGAAGAGUGAUAAAUGCCGUAUACAGUUCAGAUCCAAAUAUAUGACAUCUGAAGAGAUUGAGGGCAUUCUUAAUAUGCCGCAUGCUGCAACACAUAGCAAUGAUCCAUAUAUAAACGAUUAUUAUCACCAAGCUCGUCUUGCCAAGAAUUCUUCUGAGUCAAGGUCCAAAAACCGUUUCUGGCCCGCUCAUCUGAGAGAUUCUCCACUCCGGAAUCGUAGCGGUUCUGAUUCACAGCCCCAUAUUAACGUUGAUUCUCAUGGAAGGAUUUCAUUCUCUCUCAUUCGUAGGCCUGAACCCCUUCUUGAAGUUGAUCCUCCAUCUGGUUCUGGUGAUGGUGGUUCUGAACAGAAAAGAUCUGAGAAACCCUUGGAACAAGAGCCAAUGCUUGCCGCUAGAAUCAUGAUCGAGGAUGGCCUUUGCCUACUUCUUGAUGUGGAUGACAUAGAUCGCCUCCUGAAAUCUACGCUGCCGCAAGAUGGUGGUUCUCAGAUGAGGCAGAGGCGGCAGAUUCUCUUAGAAGGCUUGGCAGCAUCACUUCAGCUUGUUGAUCCACUUGGAGUAAGUUCCAACACCUCCGCUGGAUUGGCUCCUAAAGACGAUAUCGUGUUCUUACGAGUAGCAUCUCUCCCCAAGGGUCGUAAACUCAUGUCUAGAUAUCUUCAACUUCUCUCCCCAAGCAGCGAGCUUGCACGAAUCGUAUGCAUGACCAUUUUCCGUCACUUGAGAUUUUUAUUUGGCGGCCUUCCUUCCGAACCCGGAGCGUCUGAGACCAUUACUACGCUAGCGAAGAUAGUCUCGUUAUGCAUCAGUGCAAUGGAUCUCAAUUCCCUGAGUGCUUGUCUUGCAGCCGUGGUUUGUUCUCCAGAACAACCACCACUUCGUCCUCUCGGAAGUCCGGCUGGCGAUGGUGCUUCCGUCAUCCUAAAAUCUGUUCUCGAAAGAGCUACGCAGCUGUUAACCGGUGUUAACUCCAGUUUGCAAAAUCCAACACUUUGGCAGGCUUCAUUUGAUGCGUUUUUCGGCCUUUUAACCAAGUACUGUUUAAGCAAGUACGAUAGUCUGGUGCAAGCUAUGUAUGCACAGAUUCCGCCAAGCACAGAGAUCGUCUUUUCUGAAGCUGCAAAGGCUAUUAGUAGAGAAAUGCCGGUGGAACUUCUUCGUGCUAGUCUACCCCAUACAGAUGAUAAUCAGAGGAAGAUGUUAGUCGACUUCUCUCAGAGGUCGAUGCAUGUUGCUGGAUUCAGUGGUCAUAAGGGAAGCGGUGGUCAGGUGACUCCUGAAUCAGUAAGAGGGUGACGGAGAAUGGUGUUGUGCUAAUUAUGGCAAAAUCAAUCAGCGCACAGAUGGCCUUUUUUAAAGUGUCUGCUAUAUGUACAGAAAUCGGAGUCAAGGCCAUGCAUAUGCCGUGCUUCAUCUAUAUGUGAAAGACGGUGGUUUAUGGUGAUGGUUGAAUCUCAAUUGCAUCGUCAUCCGCCAUUGAAGGGUGGUUUACGGCGGCGGAAGAUUUGUGAUGGAUGGUUAUGAACCUUAGAAAUUAUAAAGACUGUGUGUACUUGUUUCCCAUGUUUGGGUUAUGGUUGGUUUGGAUAUUUGGUG